CCCCCUCGCUCCCCUGGUUCUCGCUCUUUCUGCCCCCACGGAAUUUACUCAUCCCCGGGGUUGCGAUUUCGAUUUUUCCUGAGAGAGGAUUUUCUGGCCCAACCUCAAAUCUCUCCGUCACUUUCCUGAGAAAGUGUCUGGAAACUUUUCAGAUUCCGCUACUUUACGGCAUUCAUCGAACUCUUGACAGCUUUUCAAAUCACAUAUCUGGAAACGGGGAUAGGAGUUAGGGUUUUUGGAGGAUCGCGAUUUAGAGGAUAUUGAUUGUUUCAUUUAUUUCUUUUUGUUUUGGUGGAUUUUUUGUGGGGGGAGUAGGGUUACUUUUUGCUUUUUGAGGGAAUUGUUUGAGAUGGGGAGCGUAGAACGAGUUGAUGAUCGAACAUUUAGGGUUAAUUUCAGUGGCGAUGGAGCAACCAAGUUGAGAGAGAGAGUGAGGGAUAAACUGAAGGAAUUCAUGGGGGAUUACACUGAUGAUACUCUUGUGGAAUAUGUGAUUGUCUUACUAAAAAAUGGGAGGCGGAAAGAAGAGGCUAGGAACGAGUUGAAUGUAUUUCUUGGAAACGACAGCGACUCUUUUGUUUCCUGGUUGUGGGAUCAUUUGUCCUCAAAUCUGGAUACCUAUGUGGAGCAUCAGGAAUGUCAUGUUGAAGAACCAUCCAAAACAUCUAUACUGGGGGACCAUGCUGGGACUCAUGACUCUCGUCAAUUGGAUUCUGAAUCUGAAAAGGGAAAGUCUAAAAAGAGCAGACAUAACAGAGAAUGGAAAGGACUUGUGAGGAAUGCAGCUGAACCACCUCCUCUCCUAAGCUCUGAGGUUGAAAAUAUGCAGUUUGAGGAAAAACCUGAGCAGAAAGGCAGACGGGAUAGGAGAUCUCGUUCGCCUCAACCUUCAAUUCAGAGGAAACGGACUCGACUUGAUGACUCCCAGCAUGCGAAG
Messenger RNA from Carica papaya (papaya), 937 nucleotides. Lineage: Eukaryota; Viridiplantae; Streptophyta; Magnoliopsida; Brassicales; Caricaceae. The record is from RefSeq and is a predicted model, not a curated record.